AUGCAGGUGUCUUCUCGUGCUCCGCCAUCUCGUCGAGCCAAUCAUUCAGAGAUGAGAGGUCGUGCGCCUCUUCCGGCUACCUCUGGGGCACCCCAGAACCCCCAGAACGGACAUUCUCGCAAUCCAUCGGCACUUGACGUUGCCCGCAGCCCGCCGAACCAGAGCAAUAAGAACACCAAACAUGUUCCUUGCAAAUUUUUCCGCCAGGGUGCCUGCCAGGCAGGUCCCGCCUGUCCGUUUUUACACUCCACCGAUGCCGGCAUUGAUUACGCUCCGUGCAAGUAUUUUGCAAAGGGAAACUGCAAAUUCGGCGCAAAAUGCGCACUGGCGCAUAUCCUACCAGAUGGACGGAGAGUCAACCGGCCGACUGGGAACAUGGGAAUAGGAAGCGGUCAUCUCAAUCUGGGCGGCCGGGUGAAUCCGCAGGCCUAUGUCAACCAGGACUCCGCCUUGACCAACUCGGUGCUCUCCCAACAGCGCAUGAACGGUCACGAGCAGCCUCGAUAUGCUCAGCUGGCCCCACAGGAGGAGUAUGAAUCCCUGCAUGGGCAGCAACAGCCGUCCUAUGAUGGAAUCCCCACGAUCGAUACGGGCCUGGCAUCCGAUGCCGGCUCCAAGUAUGGAUCUCCCGCUGAAGAUGUCCGAUACCUCAUGUCGCCUAAUAACAACCACCUCAGCGCCCUCGAUGCAGGGCUCCCGGCUUCCUUCGACAGUCAAGGUAUCUCUCAUGCUGCCCGUUACGGUCCGGUGGCUGCUUCCAUGCCCUCGCAAUUUGGAUUGGAAUCGCCACCACCCCAGAGACCGGCUCAUGCAGAUAUAUUCCGGAACCUGGGCGAUCUCGGCUAUGGCACCAGUUUGCGCAAGCCUUCAUCGAACAUAGGAUCUUCUCCUCCCGCCCCUGAAGAUACAGUCGGUACCCGGUUCAUGCACUCGUCGCGCCCCGUCAGGCCACGCAUGUUUUCCGCUAGUGUUCCUCGUCCCACGGCCCUUGAGGAAUGGGAUGAGAACUUCCCCAUGGAAGAGGAUUACCUACCAUUCAAUCUGCACGACGAUGUUCUGACUCCACAGGAAAAGCUGCGCCGCCUCUCCCGGACCGAUAACGACCUCAGCUCCAGCCACCGCGACCUCACUGGCCUUGGCAUGACCAGCACCAGCUUUUCCAAGAAUGGUUCUCCCCUGGCGUCGAGCCCGUCUCGCUUUGGUGCAUUGUUUGCUAAGCAGCGCCAGCGCAAGGAAGAGGAAUCUCACGGCUCUUCCUCUUUCCACAUCGGCUCUCCUCUCCGUGAGUCAUCACUGAACCCAAUCACCAGCCCUAGCCUGGGACCCAUUGGUAGUAGCCGGGUAUCCCACGAAGCGUCGUUCAUCUCGAGCCCUGGACGUCAAUCCUCAAUGUCCAUUAUCUCCGAGCAGCUCAGCGGCAUGGGCCUUCACCCUGGUUCUGCUCGUCCGUCGCCUGCCAUUCCUAGCAGUCUCAGCAAUCCUACCCCUAUCGGUCCUACUCCUAUCGGCCGAUUUGACCGAAUCAUCUCCCCUCCUGUCAACACAGGCAAGAUUGAGGAGGAAGAGCAGAGUGACCUGGUCUUCGACAUGGAGGAAGAGGUCGGCCACAAGCGGACCAGUGCCUCGUGGACUGAGAACAAAGAAAGUUCCUCCUAA
Penicillium roqueforti is the source of this 1656-nucleotide messenger RNA. RefSeq names its product putative spindle poison sensitivity protein Scp3. The record is from RefSeq and is a predicted model, not a curated record. The transcript is spliced from 3 exons. Gene Ontology annotation, molecular function: metal ion binding; ubiquitin protein ligase activity. Lineage: Eukaryota; Fungi; Ascomycota; Eurotiomycetes; Eurotiales; Aspergillaceae. The coding region runs from base 1 to 1656 and encodes 551 amino acids. Gene Ontology annotation, biological process: protein polyubiquitination.